This is a messenger RNA of Artibeus jamaicensis (Jamaican fruit-eating bat), 1338 nucleotides long. RefSeq names its product heat shock protein family B (small) member 9 (gene HSPB9). The record is from RefSeq and is a predicted model, not a curated record. NCBI's taxonomy places the organism in Eukaryota, Metazoa, Chordata, Mammalia, Chiroptera, Phyllostomidae. Gene Ontology annotation, cellular component: cytoplasm; nucleus. The coding region runs from base 839 to 1321 and encodes 160 amino acids. The transcript has a single exon.
UACACAAGUGUGUUCUCUUUGGGAUAAUUCAACUGUACCCUUUUUGUGCACUUUUCUGUAGGUACACUUAUACUUCCACAAAGAGUUUGUUAUCAAAGUACUGAGCACCAGAGGCUUGGCCGUGGUCACAAACAAGGCUACCAAAGCAGGGAUGAAGCAGAGGCAGAGGAGGGUGGAGGCCUUUGCCCGUGUAUUCGAACGACUCUCCCCUCAACACCAUGGGCACCUUGAGGGCUGGGCUGGCUCUUAAUCUUUGUGGUCCCUGAGCUCAGCCCGCGCCUGUAGCACAGCAGGCCCAGGAAGGAUGAGUGAAGCCAGGAAGAUGUGUCCACCUUCUGGUUCCCAAUGUGUCACAAAUUUGUGCCCUCAUAGAGAAAGGCAGGACAUUAUGAAUAUGGGUUAUCCUGUGUUCAGACUCCAAUGUCUCUGUCUGGGGGACAAUCCUUCUUGUCCCAAGGCCCAAUUCUUAGAAGGGGAAGAGCCCGGAUGGCUCUAUCAUUUCUGCUCUGCACCAGUAACCUCUGGCCUUUUCCAUACCAGGUGGGCCCUCUGGUGGAGUUGGGGAGGGGCCCAGGAAAGGGGCAGGGCCCAGAAUAAAAGCAGCCACGGGGGUGCCAGGGCAAACGACAACCUGACACAUGGAGGUAGGACGAGUGUAAUGACCGCAAACUGACUCUGCCAAAGCAAAGGGAGCCUCGCUGGAAGGAGCCGAGCUGCUGAGCAGGAGGGCGGCUGGGCGGGGCACACGCAGGAGGAACCUUUCUCAUGUCCCGCCCCUGUGCGCGAGCGCUGAGUGCUAUACUAAAAGCCUCGUGCCUUUGGACAGCAGUUGCUUUGGAUGCAGCGGGUUGGUAGCAGUCUCCUCAGCGGGAGCCAACUGGCAUCCCGGAGUCCUAGCGCAGCCGUCGCAAAACAGAACCAGGUGGCUACACUGCCGGUGCGGUUGCUCAGAGAUGAUGCGGCAGCUAUGCGGGACAAUGUCCACGCGGAGAAUGGUUUCCAGAUGAAGGUGAAUGCCCAUGGCUUCAGCCCCGAGGAGUUGGUGGUACAAGUGGACGGCCAAUGCCUAAAGGUGACCGGCCAGCGGCAAACGGAGAGCUACAGCCCAGAUGGAGGUUCCUACCGUUUGGCGCAUACGGUACACCGCCAAAUGCUGCUACCGCUAGACCUGGAUCCCGCCGCGAUGACCUGCUGCCUGACCCCUUCGGGCCAUCUCUGUGUCCGGGGCCAGUGCCGGCCACUGCCUCCCCCUGAAGCCCCAACAGGACAAUCCUCCAUACUCAGGAGUCGCGGCUCUAAGAAGGUUCCCAACCCAGCCUGACCCAAUAAACCACCAUA